AUGUUAAAAACACGUAUUGUUGAUGUUGCUAAUACUGCUGGUGCUAUUGGUGGUGGUGGUGCUGCUGCUGGUGUUUGUGGGGUUGAUGCUAUAAAUAACAAGACUUUGUCUGUGAUUACGAUCGUUGGAGUUUCAAUUUCGAAUGUUUUUCUUGUCACCACACUUGUUAUAAUCUGCUGUUUGGAGAAUUUGAGGAACUCGGAACGGUACAGAAUUUUGCGCCAUUUGGUCAUCGCUCUACUACUUGCCAAUUUGUUCUUUUUUCUACUGGAGGUUGAUGUAAAGAACUCAAUUGCAUGCAGUCUUCUCGCCGGGUGUUUGCACUACAGUCUAUUAGCAGCUUUCUCGUGGAUGUUGAUAAUGUCAACAGAUGUUUACAUAAAGAUUAAAUAUCCAUUUGCUGAUCAUGAGAGACGCUUCUUCUACUGUCGAUACAUUGGUUGGAUUGGACCCGUCACUGUUGUCGGGACGACAGUUUGUAUAACAAGACAAAACUACGCAUCGGAUAAGUGCUGGUUGAAAAAUGAAUCAGGUGCCAUAUGGGCGUUUGUUUCUCCUGUGUGCCUCACCCUUCUGAUUGUCCUCGUACAGUUGGUUGUUAUUGGCUAUAUAGCUUUCAAGAAGGCUCAACGACCGAACCAAACUGGACAAGAAAUGGAAAAUUUCAAACGAAUCAGAACUCUGUUUACUGGUAUACUGCUCCUUACACCAGCCGUUGGGAUAUCGUGGAUUUUCGGUGUCAUCCUCGUCUUUUGUGACUGGAAAGCCUUACAUUACAUCUAUGUCAUCUUAAACUCCAUGCAAGGACUGUUUAUCUGGCUGUCGCAGUGCGCCUUCAGUAAAGAGGUGCGAGAGGCACUUAUUAAGAAAUUCAGCAAUCAAAUAAGUCAAGAAAAUACCACAAUGUAACUUCAGUGACAAGUCCAAUAGUCAGGCCCUUGAAAACCACAUCAAUGAU
Anneissia japonica is the source of this 958-nucleotide messenger RNA. Its product is annotated as adhesion G-protein coupled receptor D1-like. Gene Ontology annotation, molecular function: G protein-coupled receptor activity. Gene Ontology annotation, biological process: adenylate cyclase-activating G protein-coupled receptor signaling pathway; cell surface receptor signaling pathway. Lineage: Eukaryota; Metazoa; Echinodermata; Crinoidea; Comatulida; Comatulidae. The transcript is spliced from 8 exons. Bases 1 to 909 code for a protein of 302 amino acids. Gene Ontology annotation, cellular component: membrane. The record is from RefSeq and is a predicted model, not a curated record.